Molecule: messenger RNA, 760 nt
Organism: Malania oleifera
Lineage: Eukaryota; Viridiplantae; Streptophyta; Magnoliopsida; Santalales; Ximeniaceae
Exons: 1
Coding region: 177-623 (148 amino acids)
Source: RefSeq, a predicted model, not a curated record
CUCAACCUCUUGCAACUUUUGUUCCUUAACCCGACACCAAUCAAGGUUUGGGCGGAACGAACAAAACCCUAAACUUCAAGGCUCCCUUGAAGCUCGUCUUUUUCCAAUUAGGGUUCUUCCCAAACCCAAAACGUCCAUCUCCAGACUCCAAUUCUCGGGACUUCGGAGCCGGAUCGAUGGGACAACCCCAAAGCCCAAGUGCUCUUCCUCCAUUCCCAACGCCACCGCCCAAAGACAGAGAGACCGCCGGCGCGGCGCAGAAGAGAAAACUGCCGACGGCGCGGGAGCUGAUAUCUCACUACGAGUCCCAAGGGAUGGACGCUCAGGAAGCCUCCCUGAAGGUUAUCGAUGACCUCCAGAACGCGCUCUUCCGGGUGGUUACCUCCGGGCGAGGGAGGAAGGACAAGUUCAUGGCGGAGACUUCGCGGAAGCUCGAUACGGCCAAUACGCGCCUCGCGAUUCUGGAAAUGAAGGUGGAUUCGAAGCCUGGGUAUGGCGAAACUUUCGCGAUCGGCGUGGCGUCCGGGGCGGCGCUGAAAGGAAUUGGGAGUGUUUUGCCUAAUAUUGUUGGGGCCGUGGGCCAAAUAUGGGAUGCUGUGAAGAGUACCACCAAGUCUUCAUGAAUCUUCUCUUACGCCCAUUUCAGUUUCUUGCUUUCCCUUUUCUUAAUCUCUCCAAUUUUGGGGUUUGAGUGGAAUUUCAUUUUGCCUGUAAUCCUUGUGCUCAACGAAAGUGAAUGAAUUUGGAAUACUUCUCUUAA